Messenger RNA from Brachypodium distachyon (stiff brome), 1255 nucleotides. RefSeq lists its product as uncharacterized. The record is from RefSeq and is a predicted model, not a curated record. Lineage: Eukaryota; Viridiplantae; Streptophyta; Magnoliopsida; Poales; Poaceae. Bases 254 to 898 code for a protein of 214 amino acids. The transcript has 3 exons.
UCAGACGUAGCUUUAAGCACCCAGGUACAAAUGACAAGGCCACCGGCGUCCGGCGGGAUAUCUUCCCAAAUGAACCACGCACAGCACUUCUGAUCCGUGUAAUUUCUGCCGUCUUCAUCAUCAUCAGGCGCGGCUAGUUAAUGCCAGCGGUGCGUAUCUGACAAGGUCUCGACCGAACAUUAUCUGAUGCUGCUGCUCUUCUCUUGAUGGAUAUCUGUUCCAGUUUGAAAGCAAACGACGCCAUUCGCCAUGAAUGACAAAGCUUCCGAUCACUCCGUGCAACUACUACCGCUGCUGCUGCAUCGAGAACUUGCUUCCAGACGGAAGAUCGAGACAGACAGCGCACUCCAUCCACACGACGAUUGCAGCACUUGAUCAGCCGAGGCGAUGGAGUCAUACGAGCCGCAUGUCCUACCUGUGCCUUUGGCACCACAACUGCACCCAUGCUGCCUGCGUGCCGCGCGAGAUGGAAUCUCUGGAGAUGACGCCGAUGGGCGAAUAUAUAUGGACCGUGUCUACUAGGAUGAGUACUGCUAGACAGUCUUGCUCCCAAAUAAUUAUGCUCCUCGUUCCUGGCAAAGAGAAGAUGCGCUUCUUCCUUUUCAUUCCAUUCUUUCUUUGGGCUGCAAAUUGCAGAGCCGGUGACGAGUCGUUCUCGCUUCGCAGCCUGGUCCGGCUUUCGGACGAGAGCGCGUGUGCGCCGUGCUUGCGUUGGCAUCGAAUGGCCGUGCGCAUUGGAUUCCAGAUGGCCAAGUGGGAGGAGCUGUGCCCGUGUGCCGUACCGGCGAGGAGUAAAUUUACUCUUGAACCACUCAACAUCGUGGAAGGAACACGGAGAGGUGCCGUCCGGAGAAGGAACAGAGUAAGCAGCGUGUUGGACAGGGCCGGGUGUUUGUGAGUGCAGAAAAUAGAAAGCAACACUGCUUCUUUUUUAAAAGAGAGCGAGCAUUUCGGUGAUAAGACAAGCUUGGAACCAAGAAACUGCCGACGAGCGACGACAGCGGGGAACACGCAGACGCAACAAGAAGCCUCGACUCAACUAAGUAGUACAAAAGCAGGAGGCUUAGGAAAAGAAAGAUCUAUUUUUUAAAUUCAGAUGCAGGGAAAAAGGAGGAAAACAUGGGGAGCAGUGUACCGGGGGACUCGAGAACUUGUCGACGGAGACGGCUGCGACGUCGAUGCCUUGGCUCCAAGUCGCGCAUAAAUAAAUAAAUAAAACCAACGAAAUAAAUAAAGAAAACAGAAAACGAGAGAA